AUGUUCUCUCUCCCUAAUCAUCAAUCAAAAUUCAUCUACUUUCUCUCUCUUUUUCUCAUCAAAACCCUAAAUGCACAACCAACGUAUCUCCUUAGCUAUUGCUACACAUCAGGAAACUACACGGCAAACAGUUCGUACAAAUACAAUCUAGAUUCUUUAAUAUCCGUUCUUGAUUCUCAAUCAUCCAACAAAGGUUUUUACAGCUACGCCUCCAGUUCUUCCUCAAGCACAACAGUUUAUGGAACUUAUCUAUGUCGAGGAGACAUUUCGUCUUCAAAAUGUGAAACAUGCAUCUCAAGAGCAUCCAAAAACGUUUUUAAAUGGUGUGCUGUCCAAAACGAAGCUAUCAUAUGGUAUGAAGAAUGCUUCCUCAGGUACUCCAACCAUCAGAUUUUCUCGAUUCUUGAUCAAGGGCCAUUUGUUACAUGGACGACUUAUGAUACCAUGUUGUACCAAUCUUAUUUCAUUAAUACCGUGGAAUAUAGUAUAGACCGGCUGAUACAAGAAGCCUAUUCGCGUUCUUCAUAUUUUGCAGAAGAAACUUAUCAUGUGAGUUGUCUUGGAGAAGUUUACGACCUAAUAGGAUUGGUAUACUGCACACCCGAUCUAAAUCAGUAUGAUUGCUAUAGGUGCUUGAAAUCAGCGUAUAAUGAGACUGAAGGUUGUUGUUAUGGAAAACGUUUUGCGUUGGUUUAUACCACCAACUGCAUGUUGACAUAUAAAGCCACUUUGUUAGCCCCACCACCACCUCCUCCUCCACCUCCGCCAGGACCACCACCACCUCCUCCACAACGUUUUUACCACGAAAAUGAAAAUCCUAGCUCCGAGGAAUCAUUUUUCGUUUAAAUUAAAAGGUGAGAACGAUAAUAUAAUUAUUCGCUAGGUAAAGUAUUUCGAAGAAUCAUAGCUCCGGUGAUAGCUGCGGUUGUAGUGAUCUUGGUGAUAUGUGUGUGUUCUCUUUGUUGUUGUUGCAUUAAAAAGAAAAAGAAGGCAAACGAAAGAGAAACAUCGAUAGAAAUUUCGACGCUUAACAUUGGUGAGAAUCUCACGGUUGAUCACCAAUAG
This is a messenger RNA of Arabidopsis lyrata subsp. lyrata, 1065 nucleotides long. Its product is annotated as cysteine-rich repeat secretory protein 1. The record is from RefSeq and is a predicted model, not a curated record. Lineage: Eukaryota; Viridiplantae; Streptophyta; Magnoliopsida; Brassicales; Brassicaceae.